UAUGGGCAGCAUGUCACCCUCCGGUUUGAACCCCUUCUCGGGCAACCUGGCUUCCAGCAACUGUUCCUGGGUCAGAGUCCGUGAUGAUAUUGUUUGGUAUGAAGUGGAGGCUCGGGCAGGUGCCUGUGGGAAUCUCCUGGAGACCAACAGCACACAUGUCAUCUACUCCAACAGUUUAUUCAUCUACCCUCUGGCUAAUUUGUUCUUCACUCUUCCUGUGAGUCUUCCCUUCUCCUGUGUUUAUCCCCUGGACACAGACGCCAAUCUGAAUGUAGCUAUCAUUCCAGACCUGUAAGUUCAUUGAAUUUUGCUG
This is a messenger RNA of Oreochromis niloticus (Nile tilapia), 313 nucleotides long. RefSeq names its product pancreatic secretory granule membrane major glycoprotein GP2-like. The transcript has 2 exons. Lineage: Eukaryota; Metazoa; Chordata; Actinopteri; Cichliformes; Cichlidae. Bases 2 to 295 code for a protein of 97 amino acids. The record is from RefSeq and is a predicted model, not a curated record.